Messenger RNA from Selaginella moellendorffii, 2288 nucleotides. Its product is annotated as serine/threonine-protein kinase RIO1. Bases 29 to 1657 code for a protein of 542 amino acids. Gene Ontology annotation, molecular function: protein serine/threonine kinase activity; ATP binding. The transcript is spliced from 15 exons. NCBI's taxonomy places the organism in Eukaryota, Viridiplantae, Streptophyta, Lycopodiopsida, Selaginellales, Selaginellaceae. The record is from RefSeq and is a predicted model, not a curated record.
UUUAGGGGUUUAGGGUUCCUGGGCAGCGAUGGCGGGCGCGCCCGAGGUGGAAUUGCCCGAUUCUUGCGAUGAAUCCGUGGAUGCCGAUCUGGACGAUGAGGAAUGGGAGGAGGAAGAGGAUCUCGCGGGUGCAUUGGACUGGCUCGACGUCCACGAAGGCGCUAGAGGUGGAGCUGUUGAUUCUUCGUUCCAUUAUCGACCAAAUGCGAAUGGAGGUGUCGAGAAUGCUCUCCAGAGGAAUGCGCUCCAGCCGCGAAACAAUCAAAAUCAAAGGUUUUUGUCACACAUACGCGCCGGACCUUUGCAUGAAUGGGAAGGUCAGACCAAUGCAGUCAUGUCAAAUUCUGUCACGACAAUGGUACGCGAUAAUGUGCGCAAGCAAGCUGAAGGUCGAGUUCGCGUUCACGAAAAGUCUGAUAGAGCUACUGUGGAACAAGUUUUGGACCCUCGAACUCGAAUGGUGCUUUUCAAAAUGUUAAAUCGGGGAGUCUUUCAUGAUAUCAAUGGCUGCAUUUCCACCGGAAAAGAGGCUAACGUGUAUCAUGCCACUACAGAGAGUGGAGAAGAACUGGCUGUAAAGGUUUAUAAAACUUCGAUCCUUGUCUUCAAAGAUCGGGAUAAGUAUGUGCAAGGAGACUUUCGGUUCAGGCAUGGUUAUUCUAAGCAUAAUCCACGAAAAAUGGUCAAGACGUGGGCGGAGAAAGAAAUGCGAAAUCUCUUGAGGCUCAAAGCUUCUGGAAUUCGAGCACCAUCUCCUCUUGUCCUGCGACUCCAUGUUCUAGUCAUGGAUUUCAUAGGAAGGGAUGGCUGGGCAGCCCCACGUCUAAAAGAUGCAGCGCUCUCGGAUACGAAGUACCGUGAAUCUUAUCUGGAGAUUGUACAAAUAAUGCGUACCAUGUACCAAAGGUGUCGGUUAGUUCACGGUGAUCUUAGUGAAUACAACGUGCUAUAUCACGAGGGCCAUCUUUAUAUUAUUGAUGUCUCUCAAUCAGUGGACCUCGAUCAUCCCCGAGCCUUGGACUUCCUCAGGCAAGAUUGCGUCCAUGUCAACGAUUUUUUCAAGAAAGGAGGUGUAGCCGUCAUGACCGUGAGGGAGCUGUUUGAUUUCAUAGUGGACCCGUCAAUAAACGACGACCAAGUGGAAACUUAUCUUCAUGAAAUCCAAAAGCGAAUCGAGGAAAGGAUUUCCUCCACUGCGGACGACGUUGCGGAUGCCGUCUUCGUUCAAGCGUUUAUCCCUCGGACUCUAGAUCAAGUCCAGGAUUACGAAAGAGAUAUCCAGCGCAUAGCGACGGGUAACGACACAGAGGGGAUUUACUACCAGACAAUCACGGGACUCAAAGAAGAUCUGUCCGGAGUUCGCAAAGUUCCAUCUUUACUUGAAAAACAAGAGAAGCAACCGGCGACAAGAGAGGCAGAGACUGAGCAGCUAGUACUCUCGGAAGCAGCCUCCUCAAGCAGUGAUAGCAGCGACCAAGAAGAAGACUCCGAGGAAGAAGACGCAAAUAAGGAGAGCCGGGAGGAGCGGAGAUCAGCCAGGAAAGAGCACAAGAAGAAAGUGAAGGAAGAACAGCGAGAAGCCCGCAAAACUAAGACGCCAAAAGCCGUGAAAAAGAGAAAGAAAAAGGUGGCACAAGAUAAGAAGCGCAAGCAUUAAAAUGCUCGUUCAUCUUUGUACUUCUAGCCAGAAAUUUGGGUGCAAACAAAGAUGCCGCGGCAUUUGCCCUACCCGCGGCCGCAUCCGGAGCUCCCAGUGAAGCUGCGCCGAUGUGUCAGGCCAUGGCUUGCCCACAAGAAGAUUUACUACGCUACACCGGCCAACCCGCCUCCCGCCCCUCGCUCUCGCUCCACUCACCCCACCUCGGUGUUUCUCCUCUGGACCACUCUCGCCGCCAACCAAUUGCAGCCGCAGCAGCGGCGGCGGGGAGACAGGGCUGAGGAGGCCCUUGACAGCAGCACAGAUCGGGCUUAUCGGUACCCGUACGAGCUGCACAGGAAUUGCAUCUUACAGCGCCCGCGCAAUCCAUCAGCCCGGCAGCUCGAGGAGGAGCUACAGGAAGAGAGCAUGCCCCUGCAGCACCGCUUCUCCAACCUUAUGUCCUUGCUCAAAGCAAAGUAGCCCGACUUUUUAGAGGGAAAUUUUAAGUUUAAUAGCGAGCGGUGGUGGGUUGAAUUUGCAAAAGUUUAUAAUCUAGAUUGCACUAGCUCAACCUAUGCACAAUUGAGCAUUAGUAGUAUUAUUCCUAUUUAGUAUUAUUUCUUUAUUCAAUUCAUCAAUGUGUGAUUCA